UUCUUUUGCCAAAUGUUAGAUGAAUGUUUUCUGAUACACUCCCCUGUAUUCAUUCAUUGCAGCUGAAGGGCUUAUAUAUGUGAGCUCCAGAUUUGAGUCCUCUAAGGAUGUCCCAUUCCAGCAUAACAGACUGGUCUUCCAGUAGAAGUGGUGAGCGUACCCCUCUUAGAAGCCGGGAAAACGAGCUCCUCCACUUAUCGAGUCCUUCGUCGAGGCUCAGCUCAAAGCCGCAGCUCUGUGGGGACGCUGUGAAAACCAGCAUGGCUAACCUUCGUCUCUGUGACACACAGACCCAGUUGGCCUCGUCUCCACUUGUUAAAGGGACCCCAGUCGUUCCAGAUCCUGCAGAAACCACUUGGGCGGUUUGUGGACUUGGAGAUGUCACGUUUAAGUCUUUGAAUUGUUCUGGGGAGGAAGUUGAGGUCCCAGGAUGGUUAGAUUGUGAAGGAAAUAGUUUGAUUUUGCCUGAAGUUGGGACCGUUGCUGUUGAAAUGGAGGAUACUGUUGGUUCACCCAGCAGGAUGGAACAGUCCUGCAGUGAGCAUGUAGAGCAUCCGUAUUCCAAUCAGCCAGAUUCCCCAAGUGGAUCUCAUGGAGACUCUACAUUCCAUGUCUGUGAAACAGAUGAGAAAGAUCUAACUUGGAAACCGUCUGCUUGUGAUGGAGGUGAGGUUGAAGUUUUUGACUCCUCUGGAUUCCAGGAGGAAACUGUUCCUCUGCCCCAUAACGACCUCAGGGAUUCAUCACAAGAUGACGGUCCAAACUCUGCUGAAGGCACACGGCCGUCUCCUGAGAAACAUGUUGAUCAUCUGUCCUGCAUCGGUGAAACGAGUCCCAGCUUUACGCCACUGGGAGCGGGAAAUCCCACUGAUGGACUAGCUGAUCUGACCUUGAAGCUGUUAAACUGCAGCGGUGGUGAGGUGGAAAUCUCAGAAGACGCCGAUCCUGCAGGUGACACCAUUCCCCUUUCACACACCAGUUCCGGCUUCAGUUCAUACAUUUGCGGCAUGGAUCCCAGUACUUUAGGCGAGGAAGAUGGCCUGGAAAGCUUUGAACAGCACUUAGACCAUCCCUACUAUGAUCCAAAAUAUUCCUCACCUGGCUUCGAUGAUCUGAAGGCUUUUCAGGACCUGUCGCCAUGUGGCGCUGAGGAAAGGAAAAUCGUAGACUGCGUAGAGCCCAAAGGUCAGGACGAAGGUAGUGGUUUGAGCUCCGACAGAGUAACGGUAGAUGAUGCUGGGAAAUCAGACGAUUCCCAGGCGCCUGAGACGGUCUCCCAUCCACAGCAGGACCGUUAUAAUCCGGACUCUGUGGUCGAUUCAUCUGAAAAUCGCUCUGAUCAAGCGGAGAUGAUGGCGGGUGAAGAAACUGUAUCGCCUAUAAAUGCAUCCCUGACUAACCAGUCAUUGGAAGCUGUGGAAGCUCACUCUGAGAGUGCAGACCGUCCUGAAGGUUCUCCUUUAUCCUCAGUCGUCCCCAGAACCAUGCAUCCUGCUUCAGCACAGACUCCUUUUCAUGAAGGCGUGCAGCAACAUUUGGAUUCUGUGCCCAGCUCCACUUCUAAGCCUCCUGAAGCUGGCGAGUUGAAGGACGUGGCGCCCGCCUCUUUGGGCCCCACACCCUGCAGCCCUGCAGAGAAACACGCAUCCCCUAAUGUUUUGAAGAUGUUAUCAGAGUGUCCCUCAGUCGCCUCAGCUCUGCAGCUCUUCAGUCCCAUCGUCAAGAGAACGCCUCAGUCCUUCCGCAAGCUUCCCUCAGACUCUAAGUUUUUGUCUGAAGAUUUAGCUAUUGAGGAUGAGAAAGGUAUGGCGGCUCCUGUUAAUGUUGACCUUGCAGGUUUGCUCGCUGAGCACCUCGAAAGCCCAAUGCCCCGGCCUCUGUUAAACUCCACAGAGUUGGACGUGCAGCCGCAGCCAGGCUCAGCUGCAGGACCGGAAGAUUCCAGGAAGAAGCCGCCGACCGAAGCCGCCCCACCGGAAUCCGAAGGCCAGUUUCAGCAGCAGCUGCGGCAGAUGGCAGAGCUCCUCUACGAGGUCUGUGGGAAGAUGGGCUCGGCUCCACCCCCUGCUGCCUUCAUGCCUCCUCCGGCCAAAGCUGCUCCUGCAGAAUCCCACAGCAUCGCCGUGGGCACCAGUCCUGUGAAAACGAUGGACCACAGUCUGAACACAUCUGGAAUAUUUGUGAGGAGGAGGGAAUUCUCUGUGGCCGAUUCCAGCACCAUGACCGACACGUCCAUGUGGAAUUUCAGUUUGCCACCAGGGGGCCUGCAGAGCCUCCCCCGAGAGGAGCUGGAGCAGCGGCUGAUGUCCAGCAUGAUCAUGGUGGAGGUCUUAAUUCAGCAGAUUGCUGCAGCCAAGGCACACGGUCCGUCUUCAGGCCCUCCUCCUUCGGACCUGAGAGAAAAACUGGUUCAGACCGACCACACUGAGCUCAGUCAGACCACAAUGCACAGAGAGCUCUACUUGGAGGCUCUGAGCAGGAUAGAUGAACUGGAGCUGGAUGUUGCUUCUCUGCAGAACCUCAUCCAGGCUAUCCAGCACAUGAGAACUACCAUGUCCUCUUUGAAGAGUGACACGGAUGCAGCUCUGUCCAGCCUGCAUGAAAUGGGUGAAACAGUCAGAGAGGACCAUCGCAGCAUUGCCUCACAUUACGAGCACAUAAAGUCCUUGAUGGGGAAGAUGAAGGAAUCCCAGGCGAGAAUGCUGGAGAAGGUAAAGGAAGCAGUUCAACAGAGGAAUGACAUGAGGACUCUGAUGGAAGAAGCUGCUACAGCCAAGGAGGCAGCUUUCUGUGUCAUGGAUCAGCUCAGGAUGCACUGUGCCUCUGAAAUCUCAGCUCUGGAGAAAUGUGUUGGAUCUCAGCAGGAGCUCUUAGCUGCUCUAAACCAAGUUUAUCCAAAACAGGUUGCACUGAAAGAGGCCUGCAACGAGGCACUGAACUCAGCCUCCAAUCUUUUAUCUGAGACUACAGAGGAACACUCCAGUUUGAUGAAUGAGCUCUGCACUGUAAGGAGCCUCCUGAAGAAAACCUCCCCGAUACUGGUGCUGCUGAAAGACAAAGCUGCUGCUGCUCUGAGGGAGAGGGACCAGCAUUGCUCUGCAAGAGAACAAGCCAUUGAAGAGCGAGAGCAGAUGGAAGAGGAGCUGAAUGAAACCCAUCUGAAGCUUCAAACUGCAACGCAACAGAACAGUGAUUCAAAACUGCAAAUCACAAUUCUGACAUCCGAGAUGGGCGUCCUGCGACAAAAGCUGAUGGACAAAGACGAGGAGACGGGUCAGCUGGAGAGGAAGGUGACAGAGCUGUCUGCUACCACUUCCUCCACCUUGGCGUCCUACACCUUCCUGGAGCAGGCGCUCGCCGCAGAAACCACAAAGCUGCAGCAGUCUUGGCAAGACUUGCAUCAGGCUAACGAGAGGGAAAGUCAGCUGAAAGCAUCUCUGGAAGAUUCGGAGCAGCGGGUUUCUGAGCUGAGUCGGGCCCUGGCUGAAAACGAAGACCUGCUGGCUGAGCUGCAGAACCUCUCCCAGUCUCAAAGCGCUCAGAUCCAGCAGCUCCAGGACGUCUGCACACAACUGGGUGGCGUGCGGGAUAUGAACGAGUUUUUGCAGAAUGAGAACGAGUUUGCGAGGGAGCAAGUGGUGGAGAGUGAGAAGAUGCUGAGGAACACGCUGCAGGGGCUCCGAGAAAGGAACAUUGAGUGUGAAGACCUGAAAGCUGAAGUCUCCAAACUUCGGGUUGAGAACAAGAGUCUGUGUGAAGAGUUGGAAAUCGCCAGAUCUGCAGCCAGAGCCGCUUGCAUGGAGCUCAAAGAGAAGAUGGGGCAGGCGGUCACUGAAGUAGUAGUGCUGCAUCACACGCUGCGGGAAGUGACCAAGGAGCUGCAGGCUUCUCUAGGCAACCAGACAGAAAAUCAACACAAGCACGAAGAGUCUACUGCGUUUCCCUAUGCAGAGCGCAGGCAUCCGUCCUGCUCCCUGGUGGACAGCGUCAUGGUGGCUUUAACUGGCGAGAAGGAGGAAGACGUCAGAACAGACUCGCCUUCCGAUACACCAGAGCCACAAAGUGAAGUUUUCUGCAGCGAGACGAGUGCCUUCACCCGCAUCGGGACCCCGAAGAAGAACUCUGAUGCAGUCCAGGAUGAAGAAGAAGAAGAGGAGGAGGUGGAGAGCUCUGUGGCCGAGCUCCUCUCUGGGCUGAGCGGCGCCGUCACAGAGCUCAUCAGCACGCUGAAACUGGUGCAGCAGCGCAGAGACGAGAAGCUGCAGGAGCUGAACAACACCAUCUGUGGCCUGCAGGUGGAGCAGCAGACCUUGACCAGCAGACAUCAAGCAGAGGUGCUGGAGCUGAAACAGGAGCUGCAGCAUUUGAGUAGCCUGGCAGAGAGAGGAAAACAGGCCCUGGAGCAGAAAGCGCAGGAUGAGAAAACACUAACAAAGCUGAUGGCAGACGUCCAAGAGGCACAGGACAUCCUAAGCAAACACAAGAGUGACAACAAUGACUUGCGAAAGGACGUGACGGAGCUGCGUCGUGCUCUGAAGGAGUCCCGCGUUGAAUCCCAGGUCCUGUGGGAGGAACUGGGGAAAGCAGGCGUAGCAUCGGCGCACCCGGUCAAUCACAUGGAGGAGAAGAUCGAGCUGCUGAAGAAGGUGGAGAGGCUGAAGGCAAGUCUCCAGGAAGCAGAGCAGGCCAAAGUUAAAAUCCUGGAGAGAGCAAAGAGACACCAAAUCAUCCAUCUGACCAACCAGCAGAAAAUGGACGACGAGCUCCAGAUGUUGAACAGCAUGCUCAAUAAAGUCAGAGAGACUCUUCUCUCGCUGCCAGAAGUGGUGAAGCAUUGCGAGCAUCUGCAGCAGCUGGUGGAAUACAUCGGCUGACUCUAGUCUGAUCGCCGGUCCGUUUGAAAUAUUUAUGUUUGUUUGGUGUUUUUUACUUGUUUAUUAUCCUAAUAAAAGAAGGAACCUUUUAACAUGUACUGUGA
Molecule: messenger RNA, 4978 nt
Organism: Cyprinodon tularosa
Lineage: Eukaryota; Metazoa; Chordata; Actinopteri; Cyprinodontiformes; Cyprinodontidae
Gene: spag5
Product: sperm associated antigen 5
Exons: 24
Coding region: 108-4874 (1588 amino acids)
Biological process (GO): regulation of attachment of spindle microtubules to kinetochore; cell division
Source: RefSeq, a predicted model, not a curated record